CAAAAACAAAACACAACAAGAAAGAAAAGCUUGUAAUUAGUUCAAGGACUAUUGGCCUGUAAGACUUAUCUUAUUCAAGAUACGGGUUGUGUUGAGCCAAGGACAAAUAAUACUUUAAGCGCACUUCUCUUUUGCAUGUCUUAAGUUUAGAAUCCACCAAACAGAAGCUAAACCAGCAACAAGUUGGCAUUUACAGGAGCUCAUGUUCCGGCUAGUGCAUAUGAGAUCAUUCUCAAGGUCUCAGAUGCAUUAAAAACACGGGCCUUUGAUCACUGAGCAGUUAAGAAGUCUCCCCAGACAGCUGAGACCCAGCCGGAGAUGAAAUGCCUUCCAAGUGGUCCUGUGGCCGAGUUUUAAGGCAGCCAUUGGACUGGCUCUACAGUAUUACAUUGCUUGGUUCACUCUGCCCGAGAAGAGCAGGCCUCGGAGAAGACUUUUGUCUUCAAAGAACAGAGACUAUAUGAAAACCAUGAAGAAACUGACUCAGAGCUAUGAAGGAAAAGAUGUGUCUUCUAAACCUACUGACUUUCCCCAAGAGGAGAAGGAGAAGGCAAAAAUCCUGGAGCCAGUCACGUUUGAGGAUGUCACCAUGGUCUUCUCCGAGGCUGAAUGGGAGGAGCUGAGUGCUGAGCAGAAGACUCUGUACAAGGAGGUGAUGCUGGAGAUCUACGGGCAUCUGCUGUCAUUGGGCUUGUGUGCUGAACACCACUUCUGUCCCGGAGGUUCCAGCCCAGGGCAUCCGAAGCAGCCAGGGCAGCAGAAUUCUGGUCAGAACUGCUGGGAAGAAAACACAGAUGGUCAAACGAGAGAAGGCACUUCCAAAGCCUUCUGUGUGGCAACCUUGGGGAGAGAGACUCCAAGGGAAUUUUUCAGGCCAGCCCAGAAACAGUCACCAAGCCCUAGAGGAAGACGUUCAGGGGUGGGAAUAGAGACCAACUCGGCCCAAAUGUUGCCAUCUGUGGGAACAGAGCCAGUCUCGCAGGCAUUGGAAACCUCAGGGUUCGGAGAGGUCACCUGUAAAGAGGAUGGAGCUGCCUGUGCCCGUCUGCCAGACGUCCUCACCAACCAGAGGUCCCGCCUCCAGAAGAAGCCCCAUGUGUGCGAGGAGUGUGGGCGGGAUUUCAAGUGGAAGUCUCUGCUCAUCAGACACCAGAGAACACACACAGGGGACAGGCCCCAUCCGAAGGGGCUGCCUAAGAGGAAGCAGGAAGACCACAGGCUGCUGGUGAACGCCAAGCUGAAUAAAUUCGAGAUCAGCAGAAGGAAUCCAAGGUCAGUAGUCCGCUGA
Echinops telfairi (small Madagascar hedgehog) is the source of this 1288-nucleotide messenger RNA. RefSeq names its product zinc finger protein 343-like. The transcript is spliced from 7 exons. Bases 461 to 1288 code for a protein of 275 amino acids. The record is from RefSeq and is a predicted model, not a curated record. Gene Ontology annotation, biological process: regulation of DNA-templated transcription. Lineage: Eukaryota; Metazoa; Chordata; Mammalia; Afrosoricida; Tenrecidae.